UUGAGGUUGCUGCAAAGAGUUUCAGAAGCUGCAGGGCAGACCAGCGAGCGAUUGUAUGAAGUCUGACUGUAUACAGUCAGUGGUUAACUGGCUGGACAAAUGGGCCCACUUGACCUACCUCUCGAUUGCUUAAUUUUGAUCUUUUCAUACUUACAUGACGAAGACUUAAUAAUAGCAUCAUAUGUUUGUAAGGCAUGGCAUGAGGCAGCAGAGACUCCAUGGCUUUGGCGAAAAAUCUGUCUGCGGAGAUGGGGUUUCUGCAAUAUUGGCAACUUUUUGUCUGACAUCGGCAAGCAGAGCUGGAAAAGCUACUACCUGCGACGUGCCCUCUUGGAGUUAAAAAUGAAGACUGGAAGGUCGGGUGGUGACUACACCUGCCAAAGUCUGCGAGGCCACAACGGCAAAAUCAUUGGCGUUGUGUAUUUGGCUGGGAUCAAUGCAGUCUCUGAGUUCUGGAACCAGUCCUCCAUAGUGUGCAGUGCCUCCACGGAUGGGACAGUGAGGGCCUGGGAUGUUCAAAAGGCCACCCAGCUGUGGUCAAGUCCUGAGCAAAGACCGCUUUGCGACAUUGUUGCAGACCUGCAGAAUAAUGUAGUGGUCACUGUGGACAACACUGGAACAGUGAAAGCCUGGGAGGGGCCAACAGGUGGGGAAGUGGCUUCUUUUUCCACAGGCUCACCUAAGAAUACACUGUAUGCAUGCAGCAUCAAUGACAAGCCAGUCAUCAUUGUUGGGUCAAAUAAUGGGGCGCUACAUACACUGACGAGUCCAUCAUUGUCAAAGCUCUCGAGUCAUGUGGUGUUUGACUCAUUCAGACUUAACUUGAUUCUAUCAUCCCCUGACAAAAAGUGGAUUCUAACGGCCACAAAGGAUUGCUCUGAAUUCAGUCCAAAGAUAUUCUUCAGUCCAAGUUUGUCCAGUGGCCCUGAGGGUGAGGGUCCAGUCAGUGUUAGUCUGCCAAGGUCCGUCUGUGGUGUCUAUUCUGCAGCCUUCCUGCCAUCACACUCAGCCAGGGUGGCGGUGAUCCACUGCAGUGAUCUCCACAGAAAAAAAUACCUCUCUGUCUUCAACAUCAGCAUGACAAAGACAAAAUAUGAUGAAGAACCCUCAGUUCAGCAGACCGAGUCCUUUGAGCUGGACCUGUCGUACACAAACAUCCUGCUCCAGGCCAGAGACAGCAACACACUGGUGGUGGCUGCAGGAAACCAGAUAAGUGUCUACUCUGUGAAAGGAGCUCUCAUGCAAAGGAUGGAGGACCACACACAGCCCAUCAUGUCCAUUUGUGUGGACAAUUUCCGUGUGGUGACUGCCUCUCGUGAUCUGUCUUUGAGAGUACUGACUUGGAAUCAUGAGAAUGAGAAGGGUCUCUCUCUUGAAAGCCAGUACCAUCUAUUGGGAGGCUCACAGACAAUGUCAAGAGGAUUCACCGUUGUGGCCUGUGACUACAUUAGUAUUGUGGGCUCAGUGGAGGCUGUGAAUGGUAAAGACGUCCUGAAGGCCUACUCUUUCAACACCUGAUGAGGGGACCAUUCCUCUGAGACUAGGGAAGUGCACAAGUGGUUUAAGACAUGCUUGGCUAUCUAAAGGUGCUUCAAGUAUUUUUUUUGAUGUUUUGAUAUUGAGAAUGCUUCUGGGCUCAUAAUGACGAUGUAACUGCGACGGCAUAAUAGAUUAACAGUGUAUUACUGUGCACUGUACACACAUACUUUCUGUGUUUUAAGUUUACAUGUCAGGAAUAUCUAAAUGAUCAAAGUAUCAAUAAUCACAGAAGACACAACUAUAUACUAUACUAUAUCAUUAUUGUGGGUCUAGAAGCUUUUCAAUUUCACAAAAAAAAAACACUAGCUGCACCAGUAUCAAGUUUGGAUAGUCUUCCCCAUAUCAGUGUUGUGAUGCCAACCAUUAUCAAAAAUUGUAUUCACGUCAGCUAUGCUAUAUCAAGUUAAGUUUACAUGUAAGGUUUACAAGGUUUAAGAUGACAACUGACAUUGUUUUUUUUACAACUUUAAUUGUUCAUGUUUUAUUUUAUCAUUCAUCUUACAUAUAAAUUUCGCAUUAUUCUAAAGCCUCUCAAUUUCCCUGAGACAA
Messenger RNA from Alosa alosa (allis shad), 2088 nucleotides. RefSeq names its product F-box and WD repeat domain containing 12 (gene fbxw12). The record is from RefSeq and is a predicted model, not a curated record. NCBI's taxonomy places the organism in Eukaryota, Metazoa, Chordata, Actinopteri, Clupeiformes, Clupeidae. Gene Ontology annotation, molecular function: protein binding.